Babesia bovis T2Bo is the source of this 1628-nucleotide messenger RNA. RefSeq lists its product as uncharacterized. The coding region runs from base 241 to 1605 and encodes 454 amino acids. The transcript is spliced from 4 exons. The record is from RefSeq and is a predicted model, not a curated record. Lineage: Eukaryota; Apicomplexa; Aconoidasida; Piroplasmida; Babesiidae.
UUGGAUUGUGUUUGUUAUGUAAACUGGACUGUAUAGCUCUAUCUACAACAUUUGCAAGUCCCUGGAUGCGUUAUUUACGCUAUGGGGUGAUAUCAGCACUUCUGGACAGUGACAUAUACUGCAAGGUUGAGUUAUAGUGACAUCGGUUCCUUGUUGGUCUAUAUUAUCGGGUGCUUUUUAGAAGACGCUUUAUAUGAAUGCUACUUGCGGAGCGGUAUUGACUGCAUUCAAGUCAACACGAUGCGCUCCACUUGGUUUAACCUCCGCAAGGCGGUGAAUGAGAUUAACAACUUCAAGCAGUACCUGUAUACCGAUUCUGAGGAGGAUGAUGACACUCAUCGUUAUCCAAGGGAUGCAGGAUCGUUGCCUCCAGAUGGUGGGCAUGCUACCGCAAGCAGGGUAUCUCCUGCCGCCGCUACGUCGGCGGCAGAUGCUGCGGGCAGCUACUGCCCUUUGGAGGCCGCUGAACAACGUGAGUGGAUGAUUCAAUCUUUGGGCAACGUUUCAAAUGACGAUAGCAGUGGCAUAUUAGGUGAUUUUACUAACAAACUUAUAUCGUAUUACGGAUCCGAUAUGAAUGAAAGCGGACGGCAAUCCGUCAGCAAUCCUCCGGUAUCGUUUACUACAACUCACAAGAGCCCUGUACCAUAUAGUGGCAAUGACACUGGCUUGGUAGCCAAGGAAAGCUCAGUUCACAACGCCGGCAACACCGGUUCAUCAAUUGCUAUAUCUUCACGUUUGCAUUUGCUCUACAAAAUGUGUGAGAUGCUGGAAUUCCUUUGGAAAGAAAUUGAGUCUAGGGUCAGGGAUGCCACUGGAUACACCAUGUUUGUCCAGCCUAUGGAGCGUCCUUCAAGUUGGCUUGAUUGCCACAGUGUUCAUAAGGAUCACACCGAGCGUAUAUUAUCAUGGUUGGAGCGUUCGUUACAUACUAUGGGCAUUUUAGCGCGUGUUUUGAACAUUGACGAGCCACGCCUUCUUGCUGGGUCUAAUGUCCUCUUGGAAGCAAUCAAGCAUACGGAGCCACUGUUAUUUUACGGUACAACUCCACAACCCAGUAUAACCGAUGGACCAGUCGAGGAAAACCCUGGUGAAUACAUGCGUUUAAUUACCUAUAUUUCUAAGAUUCAGGCAGAUCACGAUCGCAGGCUAGAGAAGCUGUCAUCCAUUCACAAUGCAUCUAUUAUACAAGCAUCUAAAGCAGAUGCGCUUGAGCAGCAGGUCAAGGCACUCCAAGAGACCUUGGGUUCCCUGGAGGAGCAGCUUGAAGAGAAACGCAGGGAAAUCAAGCGGUUAACGGAAUCACUUCUGACUGCCAAUACUGUGAAGACACAGUUAGUGCAGAAGAACGAGGAGCUUAUCGCAUCUAAUCAGAGGCUACUCAUGAAGAAGAGUGAGUUCAUAGACAAGGAUACGGUUGGGAAGAUGAUAGAGCAGUAUUAUGCUCAUGACCGUGCGGGCAGUCAUCGUAAGGACGACAUUAUCAAGCUUUUGGAGAGCAUGCUGGGUAUAGAACCUCCAUCUGAGUUGGCUAACCCGGUGGUAUUGAAAGGCGCCCGCUCCUUGGCCAAUGAGUUCAUUGACUUCCUGGAAGAACAACAUUAGACGACACACAUAUCGGUUUCUCA